This is a messenger RNA of Gracilinanus agilis (Agile Gracile Mouse Opossum), 3170 nucleotides long. Its product is annotated as POU domain, class 5, transcription factor 3-like. Lineage: Eukaryota; Metazoa; Chordata; Mammalia; Didelphimorphia; Didelphidae. Gene Ontology annotation, biological process: regulation of transcription by RNA polymerase II. Gene Ontology annotation, molecular function: RNA polymerase II cis-regulatory region sequence-specific DNA binding; DNA-binding transcription factor activity, RNA polymerase II-specific. The transcript is spliced from 5 exons. The coding region runs from base 1442 to 2881 and encodes 479 amino acids. The record is from RefSeq and is a predicted model, not a curated record.
UGAACCGUAGACAUGGUCUUUAAAGGGCAGGAUAUUCAUGACAUGAGAAGAUCCUGGGGCUUUUGGUCCCCAGGGAAGUAUCCCAGGAUCUCUGGCCGGUAGAUUUUGUGUCUGUGUCUUCCUUCACCCCAGGUUAAUGAUUCUGAGACUUAAAGGAACAUUUUAUCAGCUGCGUGUCUGGCCUCUGGCUGGAGAGCAAACCUGGGAGGUGGUCAGCCCCACCCUGGCCUCCCCGAGGGAGGGGGAGGUAAUCUGCUCUGACCUGCUCCUCCCUUUAGCCACCUCACCUUCCCUCCCAUUCUAUGUCCCUUCUUGCCUCCCCAUGACCUUGGGAUGUCCCUUGCCCUCUUUUAGUGCCUCAGUUUCCCAUCUUGGCAGAGGGAGAGAAAGGGAAAGGGAGAGAGGGAUCUCCUUUAUCAGGGACCAAUAGUCAUUAGGUGGUGAGAUUUUAGGACUAAUCAGAAUGGGGAAAGAUUGCCAGAAAGGUCAUGUUGAUUGUAUAGGUAGGGCUCUGUAGGUGGGUGUCUGUGUGUCUGCAUGAAGGAUUGAUUCUCUGGGCUUUUGCUGGUGUGUUUCCAGGAAUCUGGGUCAGUACUUGUGGACAGGAGGAGCGUGUGCUUUCUUUGGUCUCUUGUCUGCUUGUGCUUUUGUAUGUGGGUCUUUCUUGUCUUCGUGGACGUUUGUCUGUCUGUCUGGUGUCUGUGUCUCUGUGAGUUCAAUCAACAACUGGGCCCUUUAGCACACAUGUCAUUCCACCCUAGACCCCCCCCCCCCAAAGAGGCCCUGGGGUUUGGGGGAAAAGUGGUCUUGAGUUCUCCUCACCUCCCAGGUCUGCCCCCCAGCUACUCAGAGCCAUUAGACAAAUUGUUAUUUGCAUUCACAAGUGUGUCAGGGAAACACCAGGAACGGCCCCAGCAAUUGUCCCCGACUGGCACUAGGGGCCUUUAUGGUGGGGCUCCAGGAGCCUGCAUUUUUAGGAGUCCUGAGUCCCUAGGGGAGGCCCAGAGGUUGGGUGGGGGGGGAAAGGGAUGGGCUUGGGGGUGGAGUUAAAAGCAAGGAAGGCCCCCACCCAAUGAACCUCCCCCCCCCCAGCCAAAGGAUACCCAAGUUCAUUCUCAGCCCCCCCUUCUAUUGUUUUAAAGGGCCAAUAGCUGGGAUGCUAUUAACAUAAUGAUUGAAAGCUCCGGGACCCUGGGUGGGAGGGGAGGGGUCAGGCUUGGCCCGGGGCACUGUCCUCCAUACAGUCACCUCUUCAAAAUCUGAGGGGCAUCCGCCCCCCUGCGCACUCUGAGGGCCAAGUGCUCGAGGCUCGGCCAGCAGCUUCAGCUCAGAGUCUGGAUCCAGGACCAGCACCGGGAGGAAGAGGCCAGGGAGCCGUCCCACCUGAGAGGAGAACGUGUGGGUCCUGCCUGCUGCUGCCGUCCAUCAAGACAAGCUGGGCAUGUUUAAUCACAUGGAGGGGCUGCCCCCGGGCAACUACAGCCUGAGCCAGAGCACCAUGCCCGAUGGGUCUUCCCACUAUGUCGGGGGAAGCACCCCAAGACCUCCCCAGCCGCCACCCCAGCCCUUCUUUACCUUCCCCGCAGCAGUGAAGAGUGAGUACAACUUGGAGGGACCCUCGAACCCUGACUCCAGCCAGACCAAGGGGUGGUAUGCCUUCUCUGCACCCCAGCCCCCAGCUGAGGCCGGCCAGGCCAGUGCCUCCCACAACCUUCACCUCAUGCCGCCCAAAGAGGAAGACUCCUGCUCUUCCCCUUCCUCGUCAUCCUCUGGGGCUCCCGAGCGCGACCUCAGGGAGAACGUGAACGUCGUCCCCGAAGUGAACAAGUACUGCGCCCGUCCAGGCCCGGCCUACUACGCCCCUGCCUGGAGCGGGCCCUUCUGGCCAGGCCUGGGGAGCACUGGCUCCGUGCCCACCGGGGCCCUGCCGGGGCCGCCUCUCCCUCACCACCCUCUGCAGGCUCUGGGGACCUUCCCGGGUCCCAGGCCUCUGUACUCGGCACCCCUCCAGCAGCCCCAGGCAGGGCUGGGCAGUGUGGGCAGCAGCAGCAUUAGCAGCAGCAGCAGCAUCAGCAGCAGCAACAACAGCAACAGCAGCAGCAUCAGCAGCAGCAAUGUCAGCAGCAGCGUAAGCAGCACCAGCGGUUCCAGUGGGGCAGCCAGUGAGGAGGGCAUCCCCUCCAGUGACAGUGGAGAGGAGGACACCCCAACCUCUGAGGAACUGGAGCUGUUUGCCAAAGAAUUGAAACACAAGCGAAUUUCCCUGGGUUUCACUCAGGCCGAUGUGGGCAUGGCCCUGGGCACACUGUAUGGGAAGAUGUUUAGUCAGACAACCAUCUGCCGAUUUGAAGCUCUGCAACUGAGCUUUAAGAAUAUGUGCAAAUUGAAACCACUACUUCAGAGGUGGCUGCAGGCUGUUGAGAACACUGAAAACCCUCAGGAGGCUCUAGCUGUGCCCUGUCCCCCCCAGAUGUGCAGUAUGGAACAAGUGCUAGCCCAGGCUCGAAAGCGUAAACGUCGUACAAGUAUUGAGACCAGUGUGAAGGGGACCCUAGAGGGCUUCUUCAGGCGUUGUGGGAAGCCCACUCCCCAGCAAAUCUGUGACUUGGCAGAAGAGCUGCACCUGGACAAAGAUGUGGUACGAGUCUGGUUCUGUAACCGAAGGCAGAAGGGUAAGAGGCUUCUUCUGCCCUAUGGAGAAGAGGGUGAAGUGUUGCCUUAUGAUCUGACCCCCGGCACUGCCCUCGUCCUGCCAACUGCUGCUGUACCCCAGAACUAUGCAGCACCCCCACCACCUGUGCCCCCUGCCCUCUAUAUGUCCACCUUUCCUAAGGGUGAGCCCUGCAUCCCAGGCAUGCCCAUGCCUAAUGGGGGCAUCUGAGCCAGGAUCAGCAUUCUAGGAACUCACUGGGGGCUCAAGAUGCCUCUUGCUUUCCCCUUCUUGCCCUUGCCCUAUCCUGGUGACUGGUCAUUGUCCACUGCCUGAGAUACAAUGGUCAGGCCUUUUCCCUACCCCAGAUCUCUUUCUACCCCUACACUGCCCACAUCUAGAUUUUUUGGGCAUCUGGAAAACAAUAUUCAGGUCUUUUUUCUCUCCCUUCUUUCACCUCACACUCCCAAACUUGUGAUGGGUUUGGGAGCCAGUUUGAAAAUAAAAAGUUGGAUGGUAA